Molecule: messenger RNA, 3673 nt
Organism: Oreochromis aureus
Lineage: Eukaryota; Metazoa; Chordata; Actinopteri; Cichliformes; Cichlidae
Gene: plppr2a
Product: phospholipid phosphatase related 2a
Exons: 8
Coding region: 429-1460 (343 amino acids)
Biological process (GO): signal transduction; phospholipid dephosphorylation; phospholipid metabolic process
Molecular function (GO): phosphatidate phosphatase activity
Source: RefSeq, a predicted model, not a curated record
GCGGAGCACAGGAGGUGAUUUCAGCCACUUGAUUUAUUAGUCAUCACUGGUUGUUGGAACAAGCUAAUUAAAAGGAGCGUGAGCGUGUGUGUUUGUGUGUGUGUGUUUGUGUGUGUGUGUGUGUGUAUUUGUGUGUAAGAUUUGGAGACUGACGCUGCUGCUGCUGCUUCUUCUGCUGCUGCUGCCGUCCCCUUCAUCAGCUCUCUCACGCUUUGCUGUGGAGCAGGCGAGAGGAGAGGAGAGAGAAGAGGAAGAAGAGGAGGAGAAGGAGGAGAAAGAGAGAAGGGACAGACACCUGGGUGGAAGGACAUUUUCACACCACUUCCCCUCAUCAUCUCUUCUGACAUGGCCACCGCUUAGGAAUCUGGUGCCGUGGCAACCGUCAGAUCCAAGGAUAAGGAGGCAGAAAGUUGGGCCUGUUCAGGGGGAUGUUCAAAGAAACAAAGAGAGGGAUGACCAUGGAGGAGAAGCCGGGCGUGAAGAGCAGCAGCUCCAUCGUUCCCUGCUUCCUGUUUGUGGAGCUGGUGAUCAUGGCUGGGACGGUGCUGCUGGCUUACUACUUUGAGUACACGGACACCUUCCCCGUGCACAUCCAGGGCUUCUUCUGUUACGACAAGACCUUCUCUAAGCCCUACCCUGGUCCGGACGAUACCAGCAAGAUCCCUCCGGUGCUCAUCUACUCGCUCGUCACAGCCAUCCCUACCCUCACGAUUCUUGUUGGAGAGCUAUGCGCCUUCUUCACCAAGGCAGAGGGAACCCAGGAGAAGACCAUUGUGACUGCAGACUGCUGCUACUUCAACCCCUUACUGAGACGCAUAAUACGCUUCUUGGGUGUUUAUGCCUUUGGUCUGUUCACCACGACCAUUUUCGCCAAUGCCGGCCAGGUGGUGACAGGAAACCAGACGCCUCACUUCCUGUCUGCCUGCCGACCAAACUACACAGCAUUAGGCUGCCAGUCCACGAUGCAGUACAUCACAGAGCGCCGGGCCUGCACAGGCAACCCGCUGAUUGUCAUGUCUGCACGUAAAUCCUUCCCAUCUAAGGAUGCAGCGCUCAGCGUCUACUCAGCAGUGUACACAGUGAUGUACGUGACACUGGUUUUCAAAACCAAAGGCACGCGGCUCACCAAGCCCACUAUCAGCCUCACGCUGCUUUGUCUCGCCAUGCUAGUCGGUGUGGUCAGAGUGGCUGAGUACCGCAACCACUGGGCUGAUGUCCUGGCGGGAUUCUUCACUGGGGGAGCCAUCGCUGUGUUUUUGGUGACUUGUGUGAUUAACAACUUCCAGCAGCUGCAGCCCGGUCUUCCUCCACCGCGACCCCAACGUCCCGAGUCAAUGCUGGGCAUGCCGAUGGUGACACUGCCCUCCGUGGAGAGUCCACUCGAAAAGUUAAGUGGCCCUCAGCAUCUUGCACUCUCCUCCUCCUCCCCACCUUACAACACCUACGUCCAACCAUUCUAACCAGCUUUGAAUAUUUUUUACCCAACGUUGUCACCCCCCCAACACUAUCUCCGCCAUCUGUUACCUUAUUUCUGUUUUUUGCUCUGUUGAACAUCUGUUCUGUCCUCUCUUCCUCCCCUCAUCCCUGUACAUUGCUCUUGAUUAUUCUUUUCUUCACUUUUCUCUCUCUUCCUCCGCCUCCUCUCUGCCCCGUCCUCCUCUCUCUUUCUCACUCCUCUCUUUCCCCUGCAGACUCCGCGGGGAUCUCCGUUCACCGAGAUCACAUGACCAUCAGCCCUAUCGGUUCCCCGCCACCCCCGAUGUCCUCAUACCGUCUCGCUCCAUUUCCAGCGAAGUCUAGACCAGUCGGAGCAGCACUCGCCGCAAUGCGCCGCCCAUCCGGCUGGGCGGUACGCAACGUUGCACCGCUCCUAUUCCACGCAGGUCUAGACCCCCCCCACCCCUCCUAAUACAUGAUACACAGCACACACAUCCCCCGUUGCCCUCUUAACCCCCGGGGAACCGAUAGGCAAACUCUUCAAAGACUUUCUCUUUGCUGGAAUACCAGUAAAGUAAAGCUCUGAACAAUAAGUACAGAGUCAGGUACAUCUUUUUUUUCUUUCCUUUUUUUUUCAUGUUGAAAAAUGUAACUAAUUUUUUUAUAUGUAUAUAAACUCAAUCACACGAAGCUCACUUUCAUCAGCGGUGGUUUGCUCUGUUACGAAAACGAAAUCAAAUGUGACCACUGAGAAUGUCCGCCGCUUCUUUUUCUCCAACCGUACGAGCGCACACCUGUUUGAGAAAAGAACCCGAAAGGUGACGGUGAGCUCUCAGGACGCGGCUUUGACGUGCGCCGUGUUGGACCAAAGAAACCCACCUGAGGAAAUGUGCGCUGCUGAGAUUUACCCGUACAAAACAUCCUUUUAGCAAGCCAUAUGAACACACAAGCAAACACACUUGCUCUCCUUAUAUCAUCCCAUGCACGUGCACAUAGACACAAGCACCCGCACACAGACACACGCAUAAGCACCCACCACAGUCGAGUAGCAGUGCCCUAGUCAGCUCCGCAUGAGGUUUCCCGGGAUCAAAGGAUCCGUUUCUUAUCCUUCGGCAGAAGCACCAGACAAAAGCAAACAGGAUGAAGGUACAGACAUCUUCACUUGGCUAUCAACUUUGUGUUUUCCUUCGCUCUCAGAUGGUUGCAAUUUUGCCAAAACCUAAUGUGAAACAGAAACACACAUUGGAUGAGACAAAUCCAAGCUCCCGAAUGCAGGUGGCACAACAGUGAGCCAAAUUAAGUGCAUCACAUUCAGGAGCAAAUAUUUGUUUUUUGCUUGCUUUUUUUUUGUAUUCUUUUGCGAAAAGGAGCCUUCAUACAGGACACUUCUCUGUGAUGCCAACAGACUUUUUAAAAAAAUGUCUCUUUCAUUUAACUGUGGAACAGCAUCACUCAUCCUGAAAUGGCGUCUCCUUUGCUGCGGACUGGCUGCGUCGUGUAAUUACUGUGAUUUAUUUCUGAGAUUUUAUCGAUAUAUUGAUUUACUGACGUUUGUGUAUAUACGGCGUGGUUGCCAUAAGCGCUCUGUGUGGCGUGACAGUUUUGCUGAUUUUGAUUUGCACACUCCCUCACAAUCCACUUUUGUCUUUUGUUCUCUUCAUUUGCUUUUGUUCGUUUUUCCUUUCUUUACAAAUACAUAUAUUUUUUUUACAUUCUCCAUUUCUCUCUUCUCUGUGGUGUCUGUAUCUAGGCUAAUAUGCCAUCACUGUGCUGUGAAAUGUUUCCCUCUGCUGGACAAACACACACACACACACACACACAGACACACACACACACACAGAGACACACACACACACAAAGCACAGAAGACCUCGUUUUACAGAGCACAUGUAAAUAAACUCUAACAUAUUUGAAAGCACACACAUGCACAAGCACACUUAUACCCCCUACUUGUUACUGUACUUUCCUUCUCCUCUUCCCCACUUUCUAACACCGAACCUGUAAGAUAUUGUACAUAGCUCUUUUUUCUAUUGAGAGUGUGAUUUUUACACGAGCAUCACCAACACUCUGUGUGGCGAUUGAAGGAAAAUCUUGUUUUUCUUACAAUGAUGGAGAAUUCGUGCAGACGUGCUGAACCACUCUGACCCAUCGGUUGGAAAGUACUCAGAUGACUCAUGUUUUGUUUCAAUUUGCUGCGUCUGCCUGUUGGACUGAAUAAAGCUGGAUUGGAAAAGUC